Gongylonema pulchrum is the source of this 456-nucleotide messenger RNA. The record is from the annotation of a GenBank genome assembly. Lineage: Eukaryota; Metazoa; Nematoda; Chromadorea; Rhabditida; Gongylonematidae.
AUGUACGAUUUUGGUGAGCAUAGCAUUGCAUCUGAGUUCGUCUUCUACCGAACCGCAUAUUCUUUUUGCUUCGUGAAUCGAUGUCCUGUAUUAGUUGGACAUGUGCUUGUUUGUCCAAUAAGAAAAGUGACUCGUCUAACCGAACUCAGCAAUCUGGAGACCUCAGACUUGUUCAUAACUGCGAAACGAAUACAAGCGAUGUUGGAAGCACACUAUGGGACAACAUCCAGCACAGUUUGUGUGCAGGAUGGCCCUGAAUCUGGGCAGACUGUCUCACAUGUGCACAUACACAUACUGCCACGGAGGAAAGGCGAUUUUGGUGGUAAUGCAGAUAAUGUUUACCAUGAGCUGGCUGAGCAUGAUAAGCCAGGAAGUGAGAAGAAAUUCCGCGAUAAGAAGGAGAUGCAGGAGGAAGCCGAAGUCUAUCGCAGUAUUUUGGCAAAAGCUAAUAGUUGA